This is a messenger RNA of Rhopilema esculentum, 2214 nucleotides long. RefSeq names its product serine/threonine-protein phosphatase 2A 65 kDa regulatory subunit A beta isoform. The record is from RefSeq and is a predicted model, not a curated record. Gene Ontology annotation, molecular function: protein phosphatase regulator activity; protein binding. NCBI's taxonomy places the organism in Eukaryota, Metazoa, Cnidaria, Scyphozoa, Rhizostomeae, Rhizostomatidae. Gene Ontology annotation, cellular component: cytosol; nucleus; cytoplasm. Gene Ontology annotation, biological process: protein dephosphorylation.
AACUUCAGUGGCCUCCUCCAUGUCAAGCAUCCAAACUCGAAGAACCGUAGAAGGGAAGGGAAAGGUCGACUGCCAGUUUGUGUACUUUUAGAGGAAAGAUGGCAGCAAACGAAGCCCAAGAUGAUUCUUUGUACCCAAUAGCAGUUCUUAUCGAUGAACUGAGAAAUGAAGAUGUCCAGUUGAGGCUGAACUCUAUACGUAAAUUGUCAACAAUUGCAUUAGCUCUUGGAACAGAAAGAACCCGCAGUGAACUGAUUCCAUUCCUCACAGAUACAAUCUAUGAUGAAGAUGAAGUGUUACUUGCUCUAGCAGAACAGCUCGGUACAUUCACUCGUUUGAUCGGAGGCCAAGAAUUUGUGAACUGUCUGUUGCCCCCGCUCGAAAGUCUUGCGACUGUCGAAGAGACAAUUGUUCGUGAUAAAGCUGUAGAGUCACUCAGAAUCGUCGCUGCGGAGCAUUCUACCCAAGAUCUCGAACACCACUUCGUACCUCUCGUCAAACGAUUAGCUGGAGGCGACUGGUUCACUUCUCGUACAUCGGCAUGCGGACUUUUCGCUGUUGCAUAUUCUCGUGUGGGAACCAAUACAAAAGCCGAUCUUAGAACGGCUUUUAAAUCUCUGUGCUGUGAUGACACACCAAUGGUCCGAAGGGCGGCUGCAGGAAAACUCGGCGAAUUCGCAAAAGCCGUUGAAAUUGAAUUUGUUAAAUCUGAUCUUAUCCCGAUGUUCAACAGCUUGGCAAACGACGAACAGGAUUCCGUGCGGCUAUUGGCCGUCGAAGCUUGCGUCAGUAUUGCCGGCAUUCUUCCACAACCAGAUAAACAACAAUACAUGGUGGAACCCUUAAGAAACGCUGCGCAGGAUAAGUCUUGGAGAGUUCGAUACAUGGUCGCUGACAAAAUUGUCGAACUCCAAAAGGCAGUCGGACCAGACACAAGUAAGACAGAACUCGUCCCAAGUUAUGCUGCACUUCUUAAAGACUGCGAAGCGGAAGUAAAAACAGCUGCGGCCCACAAGGUCAAAGAAUUCUGCAUAAACUUGCAGCCGGAAUCACGAGAACAAAUAAUCAUGGCCAGUAUUUUACCAUGUGUAAAGGAUUUGGCCAGCGACCCAAAUAUGCAUGUAAAAUCUGCAUUGGCUGGUGUAAUCAUGGGGUUGGCUCCGAUCCUUGGAAAGGACAACACAAUCGAACAUCUCCUUCCAUUGUUUUUGAUCAUGUUGAAAGACGAGUGCUCAGACGUUAGGCUCAACAUAAUUUCGAACUUGGACAGCGUCAAUGAAGGUCACUUUUCAGUCAUCGGAAUCCAAGAAUUGUCACAGUCUUUACUUCCUGCCAUAAUGGAACUGGCUGAAGAUUCGAAAUGGCGGGUUCGUCUGGCCAUCAUAGAAUACAUGCCGUUACUCGCCGGUCAAUUAGGCGUCGACUUUUUUGAUGAAAAGUUAAGUUCACUUUGCAUGAGCUGGCUUGUCGAUCAUGUUUAUGCGAUCAGAGAAGCCGCUGCAAAGAACCUGCAGAAAUUAGUUGAAAAGUUUGGCAUUGAAUGGGCUCAGAACAAGAUUAUACCGCGUGUCCUUGCGUUGGCGAGAGAAACCAAUUAUCUGCACAGAAUGACAACACUGUUCGCAAUUAACGUUCUGAUCGAAGUUUCUGGACCUGAAAUUUGCCUGAAACUCAUCCUACCCGUCGUGCUGAGUCUGGCAAACGAUGGUGUUGCAAAUGUCAGAUUCAACGUCGCAAAAACUUUACGCCUACUCGGCCAUGUCCUCGACGCGCCAACCAUACAGAGUCAGAUAAAACCCUGCCUCGAUAAACUAAACAGUGACCCUGAUGCUGAUGUCAAAUUCUUCGCACAAGAAGCCCUUGGAGUGUGUGGAUGAUUCGACUCCUGGCGCCCUUCAAAUGCUUUAUACUCUUCAUAUGUUGAUCGGAUCUGUUCGAAUCCGUGUUUCAAUGUUUUGUCGUAAAAUCACGUGACCACGAUUUAUAAUAUGGCAGACCACUUUACGGCAAAUGGAUAAGUGAUGGCAUCAUAAUCAUCAAGUCGAAAGAUUUACUGGAUACUCUUCGAUUAAGUUUUAUUAAAAAUAGAUUAUCCUCGAAGAUAUCGCAUAACUGUCUGUUUCUGGGAUGUAGAAUAAGAAAGAUUUGUGUGAUGUUGGCCAUAUGUUUUGUCUGUUUCUUCGUAAUAUUCAGUUAAAAAAUAUUUUAGGUGUA